AUGCUUCAUACAAAAUCUUAUCUUAAACGUACGAAAAAAGGAAAUGCCGUUAAAGUUGUUAAAGAACAUUAUUUACGAGAUGAUAUUGGCUGUGCUGUAGAAGGCUGUACAAUUUGUUCUUCUGACACAGCCCCGGUUCUAAAAUCAACCUCAACUUUAAUAACACAACUUGUUCCAAAACCUCAUUUUAUUAUACCUGAUACAAAUGUCUUUAUGAGACAGAUUGAUAUUAUUGGACAUGAAGCAAUUAAAAAUGUGAUAAUAUUGCAAACAGUAUAUGAAGAAUUACGAAAUUUAAACUCUUCAAUUUUUAAUAGAUUAAAAGAAUUGAUUAAAAUCCCUGAACGAUGUUUCUUUGUUUUUUCUAAUGAACAUCAUCGGGAAACUUAUAUUGAACGUUUAAAAGACGAAAAAUCAAAUGACAGGAAUGAUCGAGUAAGAGAAUAUGUUGAAAGCAUGACUGAAUAUCCAGAAUUGGUUGAUAUGAUUGGAAAUAUAUCUAUAUCUGAUAAUAAAGAUAAAAAAUUUGUUUAUGAUGAUUAUAUAGGUCAGAAUCAAAUAACAAAUGGUAUAAAAAACGGAACAUUACAUCAAGGAGAAUUGAAUAUCAGCACUCAUAAUUACCUUGAGGGAUCAAUUAUGAGUAAAAUUGAUGGAGAAGAAGCACAAAUAAUGAUAAUUGGACGCCGAUGUUUAAAUAGAGCAAUCCAAGGAGAUGUGGUCGUAGUUCAAUUGUUACCCAAAUCUGAAUGGCUUAAAUCUCCUACAGCUGUUGUAGUUGAAGAAGAUGAGGAAAAUAAUGUAAUAGCUGAUCUUAAUGAAAAUGGUGAACCGAAACCACAAACAGAUGAUCUUGAUAAUGAAACAAGCAAAUCAUUGCAACCUACUGGAAAAGUAGUUGGAAUUAUUAAAAGAAAUUGGAGAACAUAUUGCGGCUCUAUUAGUAAUCAAUCAGUAAAAGGUUCGGUAACAUCAUAUUCAUCAGAAAUUGCGUAUGUAUAUACUAUGGAUAGACGUAUUCCCAGAAUAAUUAUAAGAACAAGACAAGCUCAAAAGCUGAUAGGACAAAGAAUAGUUGUUUCGAUUGAUUCUUGGUCAAAAGACACAAAAUUUCCAACAGGCCACUUUGUAAAAGCUUUGGGACCUGCGGGGGACAAAGAGACCGAGACGAAUGUCUUACUUUUAGAACAUGAAAUUCGUUACCAAGAUUUUAGUCAACAGAUACUAAAAGAACUACCAGUUGAAGGUGAAAAUUGGAUAGUCAAGGAUGAACAUUUCAAAGGACGCAAAGACUUCAGAAAACUAAACGUUUGUAGUAUUGAUCCCCCUGGAUGUACUGAUAUUGAUGAUGCAUUACAUGUAAGAGAACUUCCUAAUGGAAAUUAUGAAGUUGGAGUCCACGUUACAUAUUUUGUUAAACCUGGUACUGCAAUGGACGAAGAGGCUUCAGUACGUGGAACCACAGUAUAUCUUAUCAAUAAACGUAUUGACAUGUUACCUCCAUUAUUAGGAACAAAUCUAUGUUCUCUCCACGAAAAAAAGGACAGAUUGGCAUUUUCUUGUGUUUGGGAAUUAAAUCAUGAAGCAGAGAUUGUUAAAGUGGAUUUUACAAAAAGUGUUAUUCAAUCAAAAGCAUCAUUAACAUAUGAAGAAGCUCAAUUACGUAUUGAUGAUUUUCGAUUACAGGAUGAACUCACAAAAGGUCUUCGAAUUUUAAAUGAAUUGGCAAAAAAAUUACAUAAAAAACGUAUAGAAGGCGGUGCAAUCACAUUAUCUAGUCCAGAAGUUCGAUUUCAAUUAGAUUUUGAUUCUCAAGAUCCUACUAAUGCAUUGGUAGAAGAAUUUAUGUUGUUAGCCAAUAUUUCUGUUGCCAAAAAAAUCUUUUCAAAGUUUUCUGCAUCAUCAUUGUUAAGACGACAUCCUCCAUUGACUACAUCAAAGAUGGCAAAUUUAGUUAAAGCAAUUACACCUUUAGGUUUAACUUUAAAAUUCGACACGUCAAAAGAACUGGCCGAUUCAUUAGAUGCUGCUAUAAUACCUGAUGAUCCAUAUUUCAACAAAUUAUUACGAAUUAUGACGACCAGAUGUAUGAUGCAAGCCAUGUAUUUUUGUUCUGGUACAGUAUCUCAACAAGAUUUCAAACAUUAUGGACUUGCAAUAGAUAUUUAUACACAUUUCACUUCUCCUAUUCGAAGAUAUUCAGAUGUUAUUGUACAUCGAAUGUUGGCAGCAGCUAUUGAUGAUAGUGAAAUUUAUGGAAAUGAGUUAACAGAUAUUGAAAAAAUACGAAUACUUUGUGAAGGUUUAAAUUAUCGGCAUAGAAUGGCACAAAGUGCAUCACGUAGUUCUGUUGAAUUACACACACACAUUUUUUUCAAAGGAAAAAAGGAAUCAGAAAAUGGAUAUGUAACCAAAAUACUAAAGAAUGGCUUUAUAGUUUUAAUUCCAAACUUAGAAACAUAUUCUUCUGACGGAAAGAUUAUUGGCACUAUUAAAUUGUUUGAUAAAGUAGUUGUAGCUAUUAGUGUUGAGGGUUCGGAUGGAGAUGGUGCAAGUGGUAUGAGACAAAAAUUAAAGAUGGAAUUAAUUUAUCCAGUAGUGCCCGGGUUAAGUAUUUCUUUAGAUAAUAAUGAUGAUGGUAUUGAUAAUAAUAGAGAGUAUUCCAGAAAAAAAGAUUUGACAGAUGUUGAAGAAGGGAAUUUAGGCAAAAGAUUGAAAAUUUAA
Molecule: messenger RNA, 2724 nt
Organism: Entrophospora sp. SA101
Lineage: Eukaryota; Fungi; Glomeromycota; Glomeromycetes; Entrophosporales; Entrophosporaceae
Source: the annotation of a GenBank genome assembly